Messenger RNA from Onychomys torridus (southern grasshopper mouse), 486 nucleotides. It is a transcript of the gene C4H20orf141, whose product is annotated as chromosome 4 C20orf141 homolog. The transcript is spliced from 2 exons. The record is from RefSeq and is a predicted model, not a curated record. Bases 41 to 436 code for a protein of 131 amino acids. NCBI's taxonomy places the organism in Eukaryota, Metazoa, Chordata, Mammalia, Rodentia, Cricetidae.
GAUCUGGAUACUGGAGAGGGGUUGAGUAGGUCAAUGAGCCAUGUGUGUCCCCUGGGAUGUCAGCCAGGUCCAGCUCCUGGACAGUCUCCUAGGGCUGGGGGCACUCGGAGUGACAAUUCGAACAGUCUUCUCGACAGCUGGCCUAGCCCUGCUGCUCCUGCUGCUGUUCAGCUUCCUUGCUUUUGACCUGCUUCAUGGGCCCUCAGGUCCCACGCCGCUACAACAUAGACUUCUCCUGAUGGGUCAGAGCCAUGGGGCUGGUGAAGGUCCAGGACAGCGGGCAGCUCCCCUGUUCCCAACAGGGCUAGUCUCAGGACUACUCAGUCUCCAGGAUGCACUGCUCCUGCUGUUCUUGGGCCUUGGCCUGUUCUUGGGAGGCUCUGGUAUACCCUUAACCCUGCUGGGCCUAACUUUCUGCCUCCAUCCUUGGGACUAAGGGCCCUCUGAAAACUGAAUGCCUUCUAAAAAUACACCAGCCAUUCUGCU